Messenger RNA from Aspergillus calidoustus, 1206 nucleotides. NCBI's taxonomy places the organism in Eukaryota, Fungi, Ascomycota, Eurotiomycetes, Eurotiales, Aspergillaceae. The record is from the annotation of a GenBank genome assembly.
AUGUCCGAAGAAGAAACACUCCUCACGAACCUCUGCGCAAUCUGCCACCUCCAAACCCCCAAAUACCGCUGUCCCCGCUGCAGCACACGAACCUGCUCCCUACCCUGCACACGCCGACACAAACUCUGGUCCCAGUGUUCAGGGAUCCGCGACCCAGCCGCCUACCUGCGACGCAGCGAGCUCGCGACCGAAUCCGCCUUCGACCGCGACUUCAACUUCAUCACGGGGAUCGAGCGACGGAUUGAGCGUGCGGAGCGCGAGGCCGAGGAUCGUGGCGUCGAUGUUUCGGGGAAGAGGGUGAGGGAUGCGGAGGUUGUGGGGUUGGAGCAUGAGGUUGAGGAGGUGAGUCGAGAUCGCGGUGGGAAUGGGAAUGGGAAUGGGAGUAAGAGGAAGAGGGGGCCGGAGAGUGGGUUGAGUAGAGGGGAGGCUGGAUUUGUGAGGAGGGCGAGGGAGAGCGGGGUGAGGGUUAUUAAGGCGCCCGCGGGGAUGAGUCGGGAAAGGGUUAAUGGGUCGAAGUGGCAUCAUAAACAAAAGUGUUUACUCUGGACGGUCGAGUGGAUUACGGACGAGGGAACGAAGAGAUUCAACUCAGUCGAGACUUGUUCAGUUGCUGAGGCCUACGAUCGGGUCUUCCCCCUAUCGAAAGAAGAGAGGAAGGUUCACAGUGAGAAUCAGUCGGCUACACAGGACGAAGACUCGGAAGACCCCACGCAAAAACCUGAAUCCAGUACCUCCGAGAUCGAUCCCCAGUCAACAUCCGAACCUUCAGAGACACAACCAACAGCUCAUGAUAUCACAACAAACGCAUCCGAAGACAAACCCACCCCCCACCGAAACAUCUACCUCUACCUCCAUCGCCCCCGAACCGCAACGAAACAGCAAGUCCUGGUCCCCCUCUCCCCGCGCACAACACUCGCCGACGCCCUCCGCGGCCGCACCGUUCUCGAAUUCCCUACAAUCUACGUUCUACGAUCACCACUCGACGAAACGCGGUCGCAAGAACAAAACGAUAAAUUCAUGCUAGAGAAGGAAUAUCUACGUACACAUCCAGAUACAGAGGAAGUCGACGACGGGCCAGAGGAAACAGAUGCGCAACCGGUCUUUGGCGCCGUCGACAUCCCGAACGUGGAUGAGAGCAAGGUACUGGAGGUUUUGAGAAAGGAUCUACUAGGCGCUGCGCCGGUAGAUGGGUCGGAAGAUUUGUGA